AUACACACAUAUAUACGAGUAAUAUAUAUACAUACAUAUAUAUAUAUAUAUAAAGUUUUGAUCUUUAAUGGAUCUAUAGAUCUGAACUCACAAAUAAUUUGCUCUUAUCUCAUUUUGAUCUGAACCCACAAUUUAUUUUCACUAGUAGCUCAACCCCAGAUAAAAAGUUGCAAACUUUGUACUUGAAAAGGAGAUAGCUUUUGGGGAUAGAUAUAUAUAUUACUAGGAUUUGUUUACAUCCAAAUUUUUGGAUGUUGAGAAAUGAGGGAUGUUAUCAAAGUUGAUAAACAUUUUAAAAGCCUGCUGGCUACCAUCAUCGGACCGUUAUGAUAAUAUCGGUUCGGAUGGUUUUGGCAGGCAGGAAGGUCUACUUUGGUAUAAGGAUUUUGGAAAACAUAUAAAUGGUGAGUAUUCAAUGGCAGUAGUUCAAGCAAAUAUGUUGCUUGAAGAUCAAAGUCAAAUUGAGUCAGGCUCGUUGAGUCUUCUUGAUUCCGGUCCUUAUGGGACCUUCAUUGGAGUUUAUGAUGGUCAUGGUGGACCCGAAACAUCACGUUACGUCAAUGAUAAUCUUUUUCAGAAUCUCAAAAGAUUUACUUCAGAACAAAAUGCAAUGUCUAUGGAUGUGAUUCGUAAAGCGUUUCACGCUACUGAAGAAGGGUUUGUCUCAAUUGUUGCGAAGCAGUUCAUGGUAAAACCACAAUUAGCUGCUGUUGGUUCGUGUUGUCUGGUUGGAGUUAUUUGUAAUGGAACCAUUUACAUUGCUAAUGCUGGUGAUUCACGUGCUGUUUUGGGAAGAACUGUGAAGGCAACUGGGGAAGUUAUUGCUAUUCAGCUCUCUAUGGAACAUAACGCGAGCAUAGAGUCUGUUAGACAAGAACUACAUAGUUUGCAUCCUGACGAUCCGCAAAUUGUAGUACUAAAACAUAACGUAUGGCGUGUGAAGGGGCUCAUACAGAUAUCAAGAUCUAUUGGUGAUGUAUACCUCAAGAAGGCAGAAUUUAACAGGGAGCCAUUGUAUGCUAAGUUUCGUCUUCGUGACCCAAUUCGAAGACCCAUACUUACUGCUGACCCAUCAAUAUCUGAACAUGAAAUUCAAAUUGGGGAUCAAUUUCUCAUAUUUGCAUCUGAUGGUCUCUGGGAGCAUCUUAGCAACCAGGAUGCUGUUGAUAUAGUUCAGAAUCACCCACGUCAUGGAAUUGCUAAAAGACUGGUGAAGACUGCUUUACAAGAGGCAGCAAAGAAGAGGGAGAUGAGGUACACAGAUUUGAAGAAAAUCGACAGGGGAGUAAGGCGUCAUUUCCACGAUGAUAUAACAGUUGUAGUUGUUUUUCUAGACUCGAAUCUAGUCAGUAAAGCAAGCUCGUGGAAAGGCCCUACCCUGUCUCUCAGAGGCGGUGGCGUCAACCUUGCAGGGAAAACUCCGCCAGCGCCACCAUCGACUGCUUAGGAUCACGGAGACUGAUAUCAGCCACCCUUUUUCUUGAUUCCUCUUCCAUGUCCUUAGAUGGAUUCAAGUGAAGGUCAUAAUUUCCCAUCUCUAAUUUUAUGUAUAAUUUAACACGUUAGCUUUGGAAAAUCGAUUAUUUUCUUUGUGGGAUUUGAAAACCACCCAACCCUCGCCCAAACUUCUUACAACCACCAUCCACCACUACUUGGUCCCAUGUCAGAAGAGGAAGAUUGUCCAUUGUCCCUUGCCCGGGAAUGGAGGAGAAGCAAGACAACUGAACAUAAAACACAAAUAAAUAAAUGCAGAAUCUUGAGAAAAUAGAGAAAGAACUCGAAAUGUGGUUAUGGAAAGAACCCUUGGAAGCUCGUGGUAUGUAAAUCUUGUAAAACUUGUUUUUAGAAAUUUGAUAUUUUUUUUUACCAUCUGCCAUCUCAUUUUAAUUGUUUACUGAAUUCCCUUUCUCAUAUUUCGUGUACCCAGUUUGGGGGUCUGAUGUCCUUUUUUGUUCUUGUAUCAUAUGAAUAUGACCCAUUCUCGUAUCACCUUUCUUUCAAA
This is a messenger RNA of Erigeron canadensis, 2002 nucleotides long. RefSeq names its product probable protein phosphatase 2C 46. Gene Ontology annotation, biological process: protein dephosphorylation. The record is from RefSeq and is a predicted model, not a curated record. Gene Ontology annotation, molecular function: protein serine/threonine phosphatase activity; cation binding. NCBI's taxonomy places the organism in Eukaryota, Viridiplantae, Streptophyta, Magnoliopsida, Asterales, Asteraceae. The coding region runs from base 269 to 1447 and encodes 392 amino acids. The transcript is spliced from 5 exons.